AUCCUGGGAAAUCCACCAACAUGGGGCGCAGCGGCCGCCGCCGCCGCCGCCGUCGCCGCGAGUCCCGGCCGCGGGUGCCUCCGCUUCCCUGACGCCCAGCUGGGGCCUCGCCGCCCGCCGCGGCCCGGGUCUUUGCGGCCCAGACUCGCCAGCGCGCCCUUCUCCCGCCUGCUCGCCGGGGCCAUGUGAGGGGGCAGCUCCCUCCACCGCCGCCGCCCCCUCUUCCUCCCCCGCCCCCUCUCCCUGCCCGCCCCCGUCACACGGAGCCCUGGAGGAUCCCCCGCUGCUGCCCGCCCUCCCUACGCCACCCCCACGAUGGACAGGAACUACGCGACCUCGGGCUUCACCGAGCCGCCGCCGCCGCCGCCGCCCGCGCCCCCCGCCGCCCCCGUCCCCGCCAGCGCCGCUGCGCAGCCCCCCGCCCCAGCCUGGGCGUACGAACCCCGAGCCGCCGCCGCCGCCGCCAGCAGCAGCUGCAGCAGUGGCAGCUGCAGUAGCGGCAGCAGCCCCAGCCUCAAGGCCAGUUUAAGCUAUGAAGAAGGACAUCCCUCACACUCUGAAACAGAUCUCCUUCAGAGACAGAGUUUUGCAGCCUCUCAUCAGCUUCCUGGAUAUGCUCCCACACCUCAGCCUACUGGUCUUUCUGGAAUAUUUGAUACUAGUGUGAACAGUGCCAGCAGUAACACUAAAGAGUCUUCAGUGAUGAAUUUUCUGUCUACUGCUGAAUCCCGAACUGCUCAGGCUGCUGCUUCAGGAACUACUCUCUUACCACAAUUCAGGGCUCCAUCCUGGCAGACAGGCAUGCAUUCCUCAGCAGCAACUGAGCUGUUUGCUACUGGACCUUUGCCAAGCACUGGAACACUUCCACCAUCUCUCUCUGCUUAUCAGCAUCCCACCACCUUCAGCAAUAGAAACUUUGCUACCACUUCACCUUUGGUGCUUCAGGAUUCAACUUUUAACACUACAUCAAAUGGAAUUUUAAGUCAUCAUGACCCUUUGCUACAAAUCAAGACUUCCCAGGGAACUGUUCCAACUGCUUUGGCAUUUGAGCGCCUGGGCAGUUCUGUAUUAAGUAACAGCAUACCACCUCAGUCUUCAACAUACCGCUCAGCUCAAGAGUCUGCACCCCAUCUUUUACAACCUCAAUUUAGUUUGUUGCCUUCAGCACUUGGGGGAUCCCAGCAGACUCCUCAAGCCUACAGUUCAACUCUCUUUACUAGUUCUACUGCUUCCAUUGAAAGAGCUCUUCUUCGAGAAUGUAGUGUUAUUAAACACCAUCAGCGGCCUUCAGGUACCCAGUCAAUUCAGGCACAACUGACUGGUUCACAGCACUCCUUACAUAGUUAUCUAUCAAAUUCAAGUGUAGUUAAUUUUCAGGAAACAACCAGGCAGUCAUCUUUAUCCUGUAGCCCAAUUGGAGAUUCCACUCAGGUGAGCAACGGAGGAUUACAACAGAAGACCUCCCAGGUCUCAGUGGAACUUGCUCAGUCUUACUCAUCUGCGAUUCCAUCAUCAGGGUAUCCUCCUUCUACUACAAAAAUAAAAAGCUGUUCUACAGAACAACCACUGACAUCAACCAAGACCCCUAAACCUCAAAGUAUAAUUCCUCCUGUGCAAACACUAAGCUAUUCCAAACCUUUACAUAAUCAGAGUUCUGUAAUAUCGGGCCAAGCACAAAUUUAUUCUACAGCGCAGCUACCAAGCCUUUUAUCAGUUAGUCAGUCCCAAAAUUACGGUUUAGUACAGCCACAUAAUGUGCCAUCUAUUGUUCAUUCACAGGUUUAUAGGUCCAGCAAGGUUGAGAAAUUGCCACCCUUGUAUAAAACAUUGACUUUUUCUGGGUCAUCUCAGACUGUAACUCCUGAAAAUCAGACGCUUAAUUAUUCAUCUAAUCAGCAAGAGGUAUUGUCUUCAGUUACAAAUGAGAAUUACCCUGCUCAAACAAGAGAUCUGUCUUCAGUAAGUCAGUCUCAAAGUUACUCAUCUGGUCACUCUCAGGGUUUAUCACCAGUUAGCCAGACACAGGUUAGCUAUUCAUCUCAAUCACAAGUUUUGUCAGUUGUUAGUCUUUCAGAAAGCUAUGCUUCAGGGGAGUCCCUAACAUUAACAGCCCCUUCUCUUUCUUAUUCUUCUGCCUCUCGGGCUCAGAAUUUGCCAGACUCUAGCCCGACCCAGAAUUAUAUUUCUAUGCAUUCUUCCCAAAAUGUUCAGACUCAAGAGUCAUCAUCUCCCCAGUCCCAGAAGUUUUUGCCUGCUGUCCAGUCAUCAUCUUUUGCAUCCUCUACUCAUUGUCAGACAUUACAAAAUAACAUAACUUCCCCUGACCCAAAGUCUUAUGCUGAAAGAAAGCUUGACUCAGAUGUGUAUCCAUCUUCAAAGCAAGAAGAUGGUUUUCCAAUGCAAGAGUUACAGGUGUUGCAGCCACAAGCAUCUCUUGAGUCAUCAACCCAAAGGCUAUCUGAUGGAGAAAUUAAUGCUCAAGAAUCAACUUAUAAGGUGUCAAAGGCAGAUGACAGAUAUUCUCAGAGUGUAAUCAGAAGUAAUUCCCGUCUUGAAGAUCAAGUUAUUGGGGUUGCUCUGCAAGCAUCAAAAAAAGAAGAAAGUGUUGUUGGUUCAGUGACACAACUUAACCAACAAAUUGGCCAAGUCAAUAAUGCAGCUACCCUUGAUCUUAAGAACUCAACUAAUUUAAUACAGACUCCACAAAUAAGGUUGAAUACUAAAGACUUAAAGCAGCAACAUCCUCUCAUACUUAAGGUGCAUGAGUCCAAGGUCCAGGAACAGCACGAUCAAAUAAUUAAUGCUUCAUCUCAGAUUCAAAUUCCAAAUCAUGCUUUAGGGCAUGGCCAUCAGGCAUCUCUUCCUAAUACACAGGUCCUUUUAGAUUCUGCCUGUGAUUUACAAAUUCUUCAGCAGUCAAUACUGCAGGCAGGUUUAGGUCAAGUAAAGGCAUCUUUACAAGCACAGCGUGUUCAAAGCCCUCAACAAAUAGUACAUCCCUUCCUUCAGAUGGAAGGUCAUGUUAUUCAAAGCAAUGGUGAUCAUUCUCAGCAGCAACUCCAUCCUCAAAAUUCUGAAGUUAUGAAAAUGGACCUCUCUGAGUCUUCAAAACCAUUACAACAACAUCUAACAACAAAGGGCCAUUUUAGUGAAACAAAUCAACAUGAUUCAAAGAAUCAGUUUGUUUCUCUUGGAUCGAUGUGUUUCCCAGAGGCAGUGCUUCUUAGUGAUGAAAGAAAUAUUUUAUCAAAUGUAGAUGAUAUCUUAGCAGCUACAGCAGCAGCUUGUGGAGUUACACCUACUGAUUUUUCCAAGUCAACUUCAAAUGAAACCAUGCAGGCUGUUGAAGAUGGUGAUUCUAAAUCUCAUUUUCAGCAGUCAUUAGAUGUCAGGCAUGUGACUUCAGAUUUUAACUCUAUGACAGCUACAGUAGGAAAGCCACAGAAUAUAAAUGAUACUUCCUUAAAUGGAAAUCAGGUUACUGUGAACCUUUCACCAGUACCUGCCCUUCAGUCAAAAAUGACUCUUGAUCAACAGCACAUUGAAACACCUGGUCAAAAUAUACCAACUAAAGUAACUUCAGCAGUGGUUGGACCAAGUCAUGAAGUCCAGGAGCAAAGUUCUGGCCCAUUCAAGAAACAGUCUGCUACCAAUCUUGAAUCUGAAGAAGACAGUGAAGCUCCUGUUGAUAGUACAUUAAAUAAUAACAGAAACCAAGAGUUUGUUUCUAGUAGUAGAAGUAUAAGUGGAGAGAAUGCUACAUCAGAGAGUGAAUUUACCUUAGGGGGUGACGACAGUGGUGUGUCAAUGAACCCAGCUAGGAGUGCACUUGCACUGUUGGCCAUGGCCCAAUCUGGGGAUGCAGUCAGUGUCAAGAUUGAAGAAGAAAACCAAGAUUUAAUGCAUUUUAACCUUCAAAAGAAAAGAGCUAAAGGAAAAGGGCAAGUUAAAGAGGAAGACAACAGUAAUCAGAAACAGCUGAAAAGACCUGCCCAAGGCAAACGCCAGAAUCCAAGGGGAACAGAUAUUUACUUACCGUAUACUCCUCCUUCCUCAGAAAGCUGCCAUGAUGGUUAUCAGCAUCAAGAAAAAAUGAGACAGAAGAUCAAAGAGGUGGAGGAAAAACAACCAGAAGUCAAAACAGGAUUUAUUGCUUCUUUCUUAGAUUUUCUGAAAUCCGGGCCCAAGCAGCAGUUUUCCACUCUUGCUGUACGAAUGCCUAACAGGACUAGACGGCCAGGGACCCAGAUGGUUCGUACAUUUUGUCCCCCACCACUUCCCAAGCCUUCAUCUACAACACCCACACCUUUAGUGUCUGAAACUGGCGGUAACAGUCCAUCAGAUAAAGUUGAUAAUGAACUUAAAAACUUGGAACAUUUAUCUUCAUUUUCUUCUGAUGAAGAUGAUCCUGGAUAUAGUCAAGAUGCUUAUAAAAGCGUCUCUACUCCCUUAACUACUUUGGAUGCUACUUCUGAUAAAAAGAAGAAAACAGGUAAAGUUUUACAAUUUAGAUUCAUAAUUAUUACUUUCUUCUAUUUUUCCAGCUAUAGCCCACAUUUUAAGCUUUUUUCACUUAAAGCAGGUCUGCAAGUACAUUUUCAGGACAAAAUGUAUAGAUUGCUUGAUCUGUUGAUUCCUGAGAAAGAAGCCCUACAGGUGGCAACUACUAGCCCAACUGCCAAUACUACUGGUACUGCUACUACUUCCUCAACCACUGUGGGUGCAGUUAAGCAAGAACCUCUCCACUCUACUUCAUAUGCAGUAAAUAUUCUGGAAAAUAUAAGCUCUUCAGAAUCCUCAAAGCCCAUUGAACUUGAUGGUCUUCCUUCAGACCAGUUUGCAAAAGGACAGGACACUGUUGCCAUAGAAGGUUUUACAGAUGAGGAGGACACAGAAAGCGGAGGAGAAGGCCAAUACAGAGAGCGUGAUGAAUUUGUGGUAAAGAUAGAAGACAUAGAGACUUUUAAGGAGGCUUUAAAAACAGGAAAAGAACCUCCAGCUAUUUGGAAAGUACAAAAAGCUUUAUUACAGAAAUUUGUUCCUGAAAUUCGAGAUGGUCAAAGAGAAUUUGCUGCUACAAAUAGUUAUCUUGGAUAUUUUGGAGAUGCAAAGAGUAAAUACAAAAGAAUAUAUGUGAAGUUCAUUGAAAAUGCAAACAAGAAGGAAUAUGUCAGAGUGUGUUCUAAAAAGCCAAGAAAUAAACCUUCACAAACUAUCAGAACUGUUCAAGCUAAGCCAAGUAGUAGCAGUAAAACUUCUGAUCCUCUAGCAUCAAAAACUACAACUACAAAAGCCCCUUCCGUGAAACCCAAAGUUAAACAGCCAAAAGUAAAGGCUGAGCCACCACCAAAGAAACGGAAAAAAUGGAAAGAAGAAUUUUCAUCAUCCCAAUCUGACUCAUCUCCUGAGAUCCAUACUAGUAGUAGUGACGAUGAGGAAUUUGAACCUCCCGCUCCCUUUGUCACUCGCUUUUUGAACACAAGAGCAAUGAAGGAAACCUUUAAGAGCUACAUGGAAUUGCUUGUUAGCAUUGCCUUGGACCCUGACACAAUGCAAGCCUUAGAGAAGAGCAAUGAUGAGCUACUUUUACCUCAUAUGAAAAAAAUAGAUGGCAUGCUAAAUGAUAACCGAAAGAGACUUCUUUUGAAUCUUCAUUUGGAUCAAUCAUUCAAGAAUGCUUUGGAAAGUUUUCCUGAACUAACAAUAAUUACUCGAGAUUCUAAAGCAAAGAGUGGAGGAACUGCUAUUUCUAAAAUCAAAAUGAAUGGCAAAGCCUAUAAUAAGAAAACUCUAAGGACUUCUAAAACAACCACCAAAUCUGCACAAGAGUUUGCUGUCGAUCCAGAGAAAAUACAGUUGUAUUCUUUGUAUCAUUCACUCCAUCAUUAUAAGUACCAUGUUUAUCUGAUAUGUAAGGAUGAGAUUUCUUCGGUGCAGAAAAAAAAUGAAGAUUUAGGACAGGAGGAAAUUGUUCAACUUUGUAUGAAAAAUGUAAAAUGGGUGGAGGACCUCUUUGAAAAAUUUGGAGAACUUCUAAAUCAUGUACAGCAGAAAUGUUCCUGACUUUUCCACAAAAAUCCCAUCUUUUUAUAGCACUAAUGAAAUGGCAGAUAUGGGGUGGUCAAAGAUAAUCAGAUGUCAAGUAGUGGCCUUCUGCAGGCCGGCCGCUUCCAUCAUGGAACUGUCAUUACCACCUCUGCUGAAGGACAGUGGUGCGGCCUUUAGGAACGAAGUUAGUCCUCUGGAAAUGGACCUAAAUCCCACCACAUUUUUACCCUAAUGAAUGAUUUUUCUAUUUUGUAAACCAUUGGGUAACUUGAGUCAUAUUUUCAGAAACAUUUUUUGACAAAUGAUGAAGCAUGCACUAAGUAUAAUUUUUUUUUAUUGCUAGAGAAGUAACACUUAAAGUAACGAUUUUUUUUUUCUGACUCCGGCUAAACACCAGAAUGACAGAGAAGUGGCAGAAACCAUAUGUUUGUACUCACAUCUGGCCACAAAACCAGAAAUACUGUACAUUAUGUAAAGAGGUCUGGUGUGGUGUGACAUCCUGUAUAAGAAUAUCAUCAAUUUAAAAUAUAAAAUUUGGAAACUAUUCUGCUUUACAGACUCCUUUUACUCUUAACAUGUUCAGGAAACUGGAUGUGGAAUUGGUGCAAUUCUCUGACUGCUUUUUGUGUCAAAUUAUAUUGUGAUAAAAAAACAAUGACAUACUAUUUUCCCUAUCGCAAAGAAAAGUAUUUUCGUUUAUACUGUUUUUUCCUUUGGAAAAUUUUCAAUUGUACAUUUUAUUUCACUGAUAGUUGUAUUUUUCACAAGGAAAAUGUUGUGGUUAUAAUUACGUUUGAUAUAUCUCUACAACACCUUUUGUUAUUUUCAGUAAAUCUUAGUUAUAUGUUGAAUUUCUAAUGUGAAUUCUAUCUUGAGGUAACCAUUUUUUUCAUACAGAUUUGCUUCAGUGUUAUCCAGAAUAUGCAUUCAGUACUAGAAUUAGUUUAGCUUUAUAAAUAGGGCUGUGUUAGACACUGCAGUAAUUUUCUAAUUCAUAAAAUAAACUUCUUACUAAACUAGCACUUGAUUAACUUGUUGAGGUAAAAAUCUAACUACAUUUACAUUUUGAAGAAUAAAACUGAUAAUUAGACUAUUUGCAGUGUUAAACACAGCUUCCUUAACUCUUAGAACUGGAAGUUGUAGAGCUCUCCUUUUGGUGCCUUUCCAGCCUUUAUACACACUAUUGUAGCUUUCUUAGGUUUGAUAGGUAGCGUUUCAAGUAGUUUAGCUGAGACAGUGAAUGUAUUAGGUUCAACAUGACCUUGUGUUUUAUUUGUGUUUGCCAACAGGAUGCCUUAUUUGUUUGAGAAAAAGAUGUACUAGUGUCAUUCUAAACUAUCUCCUUUUUUAGGAUUCUAAAGAAGUUAAUCAUCAUCCUUUUGUUUAUUUUACCACCAUUUAGUGCCUUAAAUCCUAUCAAGAAAGCAGUGUUACUGCUCAAUGCCCAAAUAAGACACGCGGAUAUUGCUAUUGUCUUGCUUUUGAGUUAACAGGCCAACUUUUUAUACUUAAAACCUCAGUAAACUGGCAAAGAAUUGAAGGUAAUGUGAUUUGAUUUGAGAAUAAAACAUUGUAGCAUUGGGUGAAAAAUGAGUAUUUGAGUUAAGCUUACAUAUUUAUUUCUGAUGGUUAUCUUAUUAAAAGCAAUAAUCCUUAAUACUGUACUUGCCAUUAGACUAGGUACUCAGUAAUGGAAGUUUCUCUCAAGGGUUAAAUGUUCCAUUUUUGAAAGUUUUAAAAAACCUGUUUGGGUGGUUUAUUUUGAAAACAAAAGUAACCUAUUAGAUUCAUUUUGCCUAACUCAUAUGAGAGAUGCAGAGUAUCAACAGUGGGAGCAUCAUAAAAUGAAUUUUCCAAGUGGAGAGGAGUAGGAAGCAGCCAUAUGAUAGUAUUGACUCUGGACAGAAUUGAUGUCUUUCGUUUCCAAAGUGCAGAGUAGGGAACUACAUUUCCUAAUGUGGCAUUGUAAAUAUACAUCUUUAUAUUACUCUUCCAGCCUACGUUCCUAAAUCAUUGAUAAUUUAAAUAUUUUUUAAAGCCACCUUAAUUUAGGUAGCUCUUGGAAUCGAUGUUUGAAUUCACUAGCCACAUUUUCUUCAUGAUAUGCCUCGUGGCAAACAAAGAUGUUUCCUUAAGAUGAAUCUUACAUUUCCCAUAGAAAAUAACCCAUUUCCUUUGGCACUGCAGUUGCCCUCAAACUGCUUGCAGUUGUAUUCAUUUUAGUACAACAAAGGUUUUCAUAAUAUGGGAGGCCAAGUCUAUGAUACUGCCUCAAAGAGACCCUAUUGUGUAGAUGCAUCAUCUUCUCUCAUUUGAUCCAUAGAGCAUAGGCAAAGAUGUCAACCUCAGGCCUUAGAGAAAAGUGGAAAUGUUAUUAUGACAGCCGUCCAUGAGUUAUCGCUUUGUAUGAAGUUAAAUACAGUCAUGCGUUGCUUAACAGCAGGGAUACAUUCUGAGAAAUGCAUUGUUAGGCAAUUCCGUUGUGCGAACAUCCUAGUGUACUUACACAAACCUAGGUGGCAUAGCCCACAACGUACCCAGGCUAUAUGGUAAACCUGUACAGCAUGUUACUGUACUGAAUACUGUAGGCAGUUGUAACACAAUGGUAUUUGUGUAUCUAGACAUAGAAAACAUACAGUAAGAAUAUGGUAUUAUAAUCUUACGGGACCACUGUCAAAUACGCGGUCUGUCUUUGAAAAGUUGUAAUGCGGCGCAUGACUAUAAAUACCUAGCUGGUUAGCAUUUACAUUCCUUGCCAGGGAGUUUGAAAUUUAUACUAUAGAAAUAACUUUAGGUUUUAGGUAGAGUUAAAGAGGUAAAGCACAUGUUGCCACAACCCAGGAAAGUAUUUUUAAGAAAGAUUGGAUUUUCCUACCUUUAGAGAUCUAAAAAAAAUUUAAUAUAAAAAAUCAUUUUGUGUUGGUGUUUAUUACUAGUUCAGAUGAGUGGCUGCUGAAGGGGCCCCCUUGUCAUUUUCAUUAUAACCCAAUUUCCACUUAUUUGAACUCUUAAGUCAUAAAUGUAUAAUGACUUAUGAAUUAGCACAGUUAAGUUGACACUAGAAACUGCCCAUUUCUGUAUUACACUAUCAAAUAGGAAACAUUGGAAAGAUGGGGAAAAAAAUCUUAUUUUAAAAUGGCUUAGAAAGUUUUCAGAUUACUUUGAAAAUUCUAAACUUCUUUCUGUUUCCAAAACUUGAAAAUAUGUAGAUGGACUCAUGCAUUAAGACUGUUUUCAAAGCUUUCCUCACAUUUUUAAAGUGUGAUUUUCCUUUUAAUAUACAUAUUUAUUUUCUUUAAAGCAGCUAUAUCCCAACCCAUGACUUUGGAGAUAUACCUAUAAAACCAAUAUAACAGCAGGGUUAUUGAAGCAGCUUUCUCAAAUGUUGCUUCAGAUGUGCAAGUUGCAAAUUUUAUUGUAUUUGUAGAAUACAAUUUUUGUUUUAAACUGUAUUUCAAUCUAUUUCUCCAAGAUGCUUUUCAUAUAGAGUGAAAUAUCCCAGGAUAACUGCUUCUGUGUCAGUCGCAUUUGACGCAUAACUGCACAAAUGAACAGUGUAUACUCUUGGUUGUGCAUUAACUUACAUGUAUAAUUUUUGGCAUCUGUGUUCACAAAUGCAUGUGUUAGCAAAUCACCUUUAUUUAUAAGUGACAAUAAUUGAAGUUAAGGAUAUAAAGAAACCUGCAUUUGUAGUCCAGCGUUUUCAUUUGGUCCAUAACACAAUGUAUGGAAAUGUGAAAGACAAUUUUGUACAUUUGUUUGUUACUAACUCAGAUCAUUAAAAUGAAAACAAUUUUUUUAAACAAGAAAA
Messenger RNA from Homo sapiens (human), 9859 nucleotides. RefSeq names its product glutamine and serine rich 1 (gene QSER1). Gene Ontology annotation, cellular component: chromosome. Bases 316 to 6063 code for a protein of 1915 amino acids. Lineage: Eukaryota; Metazoa; Chordata; Mammalia; Primates; Hominidae. The transcript has 14 exons. The record is from RefSeq and is a predicted model, not a curated record.